Periophthalmus magnuspinnatus is the source of this 3238-nucleotide messenger RNA. RefSeq names its product amyloid beta (A4) precursor protein-binding, family A, member 2a (gene apba2a). Gene Ontology annotation, molecular function: protein binding; amyloid-beta binding. The record is from RefSeq and is a predicted model, not a curated record. The transcript has 12 exons. The coding region runs from base 170 to 2599 and encodes 809 amino acids. Lineage: Eukaryota; Metazoa; Chordata; Actinopteri; Gobiiformes; Gobiidae. Gene Ontology annotation, cellular component: cytoplasm; dendritic spine; plasma membrane. Gene Ontology annotation, biological process: chemical synaptic transmission.
UUCCUACACAUGUUCCUGGGCCGCUGUGCUGCUUUUAUUCCAAACCAUCACCACCAUCAUCCGGAGAGAGCCAUCUGAUGUGACCAACACGGGCGUAUUUAGAGGAAAGGAGGAGGCUGCGACACCAGGACUCAUGUUGGACUGAAAGCAGCAGGCUACAGGGCCAGUUAUGGCUCAUGUAAAGAGGCCAGGAACCAGUUCUAAAGCUCCCAGCCCCUCACUAUAUCCUGCUAGAGCAGGAUCAACCAGUCAGGAGACCAACCAAGGUUUGGAGAGGGAGGAGUCAGAAUCUCUUCAAUAUACUUCAAAGGAUGUCCAAAAUGAUCAGCUGACUGUCCCACAACACCAUUAUACACCCCAUGUCCCUGGUCCUGUAGACAUGGAGGACACUGGGUCUGAAUAUGACAAUGUGGGUUCAGAUGUGGAGCAAGACUACGAUGAGGUCCUGCACUUACCAAGAGAGGGCGCUGUGGACAUGAGGUACUACAGGCAGUACUGUCCCGAGGAGGCUGGCUAUUUAAAGCAUCAUGCAGUGACUGAGAAUAUUAAUGAGAACAGUGGUGCAGCAAGAGUGGUCCAAGAUACACAGGUAUAUCAGCCUUCACAAGCAGAAACCAAGCCUGGCAAAGAAAGAUUAAUACAGGCCAGCCACAAUUUACAGGCUGCUGCUGCAAAAUGCAAUGUGGUAAAGGGCCAGGAAAAUAGUUAUUUUUUCACAGAUGGAGAUGACAUAGAAGAAGUUCUAGUUGGUGUAAAAUUUGUAGAAGACUUGGAAGAGCAUGAACAAAACCAUCCUCAAAUGGGGGAGGUGAGUGUAUAUGAAUGUUCUAGAAAUGAAAAGGUGGUUGAAAUAGACAGAGUAGCAAGAAACCAGAAAAAUCCAGAAUUCACAAAGAGGUCUGAUCACAUAAAGGAUAGACCAGGUAAAGGGCGAGGUAGGAGAGGUACAGCACAGUGUAUGGAAAAUAGUGUAGCAAAAGCAGGUAGCACAAAUGGAACAGAUCAACACCCAAGAAUGGACCAUAAGCGGACGAAAGCCAAACCGAGCUCCAGUAAUAAGCAAAAGCCUCCUCCACCCCCUCGGCAUCCCCAUCCCCCGCCACCCGCCACUGUUGCCCAGAGAAGAGAGAUUCCCUCCAGCAGAGAGGCCCCACAGCUUCCUGGUCAGGACAGUCCUCUCCAGGCUGCCACAUCUGUCCCAAACCCUCCCCAAAACAUUGUAGAAUACAGCAUAGAUCUGGAGGAAAAGCCGAAUGGACCAGAGCCAUCACAGCAGAUUCAGGAUGAAGAAACAAGCACAGUUGCGAAGCUAAAGCAUUCACUGGAGCAGCCAAGAAGGCCUCAGAGUCCACAGCCUCCUCCACCUGAGGAGAAUGGCAGUCCAAAAAUAACACAAGAAGCACCUUCAUUUCCUUGCUUUGAAGAUGUGUAUUUUGUUUUGUUCACACGCGUAGUCCCGGGUCCCUGUGAACCAGAGGACCUCAUUGAUGGGAUCAUCUUUGCUGCUAACUACCUGGGCUGCACCCAAGUCCUGUCAGACAAAAACCCAACCAAGUCAGUGCGGAUGUCCCAAGCCCAGGAAGCUGUCAAUCACAUAAAGAGUCAGGAUGAGGACUCCCAGAUGACAACAGAAGUGGAUUUAUUUAUUUCUACUAAAGCAGUUAAAGUGUUAAAUGCUGACACACAGGAGACAAUGAUGGACAGUGCCUUGCGUACCAUUUCAUACAUAGCUGACAUUGGUAAUAUUGUCGUGAUAAUGGCCCGAACUCCAAUGUCCCAGUCUUUGUCAGAGGAGCUGUCAGAAUGUCCUGUUCCUGCAAAAGAAGGCAAAAAUCAGUACAGGAUGAUCUGCUAUGUAUUUGAAUCUGAGGAUGCACAACUCAUUGCACAGUCCAUUGGCCAGGCUUUCAGUGUGGCCUAUAGAGAGUUCCUGCGAGCCAACGGCAUCAACCCAACAGACCUGAGCCAGAAACAAUACAGUGACAUCAUCAACUCCCAAGAGAUGUACCAUGACGACCUUGUCCAUUUCUCAAACUCUGACAACUGUAAAGAGUUGUACAUUGAAAAGCAGAAAGGGGAGAUCCUUGGUGUGGUGAUUGUAGAGUCUGGGUGGGGCUCUAUUUUGCCUACUGUGAUCUUGGCUGGGAUGUUGAACAACGGCCCUGCAGCACGCUCUGGGAAACUCAGUGUUGGUGACCAGAUCAUGUCCAUCAAUGACACCAGUCUGGUUGGGCUGCCACUCGCCACCUGCCAGGGCAUCAUCAAGGGUCUGAAAAACCAUGUAAAAGUAAAACUGAGCAUUGUGAGCUGCCCUCCGGUCACCACUGUCCUUAUCAAGAGACCUGACCUGAAGUUUCAACUUGGCUUUAGUGUUCAAAAUGGCAUUAUCUGCAGCCUGAUGAGGGGUGGUAUUGCAGAGAGAGGCGGCGUUCGUGUUGGCCACAGAAUCAUAGAAAUAAAUGGUCAGAGUGUUGUUGCCAUGGCACAUGAGAAGAUCGUUCAAACCUUGUCUGUCUCAGUGGGUGAGAUCAAUAUGAAGACAAUGCCUGCGGUGAUGUUCAGACUGCUGACGGGACAGGAGACACCCAUCUACAUUUAGGGACAUAUCCCGCUCAUUACAGAAGAUUAAUGAGGAACAGGUGACUCAGUGGGACAUGAUAAAUUUAUUAUGGUAUUAUUUUAUUUUCAGCCUCUUGCUCCAAUGCUGUAAGAACAUUCAGUUCUCAUUUCAGGUUUUACCUUGAAUCACCUUGUCAUAAUGGCCUUAUAAUGUGAAUACUGGUAAUUAAUACUCUGUGUGCAGUGUAAUUGUGACAUUCAGUGCUGAAGAGAAGUAGCUUUAAGGUCAUGAUUAUUUUCUUAUGAAGAGAUAAAUAAUAAGUACAUUUAUUUUUAUUUAGUCAUUUUUAUAAUGUGUAUGCAGUCAAAAUGUAAAUGUUAUGUAAAUAAUUUGAGUUACUCAAGGACUUGGAAGGCCAUAUAACUUAAAACAGUAUAUGCAUGUUGUUAUUGCCGACCAGGGAUUUGCCAACAUCCAUGUUACAUUAUAAUCUAUUAUGAUAAACAAAUGGUACAAAAAUAACAUAGGGGCGUGGUUUGGGUGAAACUGAAGGCCAAAGACCCAUUUACACUCCAAGACUUGCAGUAUUAGACCAAUAACCUUUACCAGAGCAAACACGAAUGUACAUUACUGAAUGAAUGUAAUGUCCAAAUAAAUCAAGAAUACAGACUCACUGUU